Gigantopelta aegis is the source of this 3480-nucleotide messenger RNA. RefSeq names its product DNA-binding protein P3A2-like. Gene Ontology annotation, molecular function: RNA polymerase II cis-regulatory region sequence-specific DNA binding; DNA-binding transcription factor activity, RNA polymerase II-specific. The transcript has 9 exons. The record is from RefSeq and is a predicted model, not a curated record. Gene Ontology annotation, biological process: regulation of transcription by RNA polymerase II. NCBI's taxonomy places the organism in Eukaryota, Metazoa, Mollusca, Gastropoda, Neomphalida, Peltospiridae. Gene Ontology annotation, cellular component: nucleus. Bases 487 to 1956 code for a protein of 489 amino acids.
ACGACGAUUUUCGUACUUUAAUUUGGUAUUAUACUUGGUAAAUCAUCUUUUGAGUAAAGUGUUUAAAACGCCUCAACAAGACAUAGGAGUUGCUCGUUUAUUCUGUUUUGCGCAGACUCAGUUGUAUCGCCGCCAUUUUUCUUUUUUCCCCAACGAAAGUUAAUUUUUGUACACAAAUAUGUUCUUUAAAAUGCGCAUGCAGACCACAAUAUUUACGUGGUGCGCAAGUAAAACGUCUUCACUUGUUAAAGUUGGCUUUGAAGACGUUCGUGAUUACAGUUUAAGUGGUAUUCCCAGCAUUAUGCGCAGGUCCUAUUGCCUAACAUCCAGGGUAUAAUGGCGAACAACAGCGCAGUCGCAUUGUGGCCAUGUCCCGUAGCUCUCAAAGUGAAAAUAUCUGCGCAUUUGACAGAUGCUGAGCAGUGAGGGCGGCAAAUGUGUGCAUGCAUACUUGGCAGUCGGAAGUACUGUGAAGAUCUAUAGAGGAUGGAAACUGCUAUCUCAGCUCCUUUACAGAUCUCUACAGGAACGAUAACCAUCAACCAAUCACACAUGAAUUCCGACGUGAUGAGUGAUGGGAUUAGUGAGCCAAGUUCUCCAGAAUCUACGACCUUUGACCCACAUGACCUGUUGGCAAAUGCUGUGUCAGAUGAUGUCACAGCUCAACUAGCAGCUUCAGGUAUAAUUGGAAAGGCUGCUGCAGCUGCUAUUGUCUCAGCUAAGAAACGAAAACGAGCACACCAUUUUGAAACAAAUCCUGCCAACAGAAAAAGACAACAAACUCGCCUUUUAAGGAAGCUGAAGGUGUGUAUUGAGGAGUACACGACGCGGGUAGGACAACAGGCCGUUGUUCUGUGCUGUACUCCCGGCAAGGCCUCGCAGUCAGGUGUCUCACUCAACUCAUAUAAAGUGUUCGGUUCUCAGCCGCUCGAAACUGUCAUCCGUAAUUGUCGUGGUAUGAUCAUGCAAGAUUUAGAGUCUGCACUGGCAGAACAGGCUCCAGUGAAUCCUGAUAAUUCUGGAAUGCAGGAGUUGCCUCCCUUAUCAAUUGAUGGUAUUCCAACAGCUGUAGAUAAAAUGACACAGGCCCAGCUUAGAGCAUUUAUUCCCCUGAUGUUGAAAUAUUCUACGGGCCGAGGAAAGCCUGGCUGGGGUAAGAUGGAGUACCGGCCAGUGUGGUGGCCCAACGACCUGCCGUGGGCCAAUGUCCGCAGUGAUGCCAGGUCUGAAGAGGAGAAACAGAAGGUUUCCUGGACUGAAGCUCUUAGAACUAUUGUUAAAAACUGCUACAAGAAUCACGGUCGUGAGGAACUACUGCACGCCUUCAGUGACGAGCUGAAUAUUACCCAUGCAUCGGCGUCACAGCAUCCCACCCAGUACAGCGGUACGAUGGUCCAGACCGUCAACAACCCUGACGGCACCAUCUCCAUUGUGCAGAUUGACACGGCUCAUGUGGGUAGCAUCGUCACACUUCCAGAUGGCACACAGGCUACAGUCGUACAUGCUAUCAACGACACUCAACAUGAAGCAUCCCAGGCUGUCCAGACAUUGGCUGAGGUGGCAACCAAUCAAAACAACAUGGGGGCCCAUGUGGCCACAGUGGUGAACCCCACCAUGGGCAUGCUCAACCACACUGCUGGCACGGUGAACACUCUCUCAGCGAUGGGCCAGGACGGGAACCAGCUCGUAUUUAACGGAGAGGUCGCUCUAGGCUCGGGAGAUUGUCCUUCAGGAGUGAUUACUAUUCCGGUAUCCCUGUACCAGAUUGUGGGCGCGCCAGGAGUUACGUAUACCUCAAACCAUAUGGACACCAGUCAACAGCAGAGUCUCACCGUUUCCAUGGACACAAGCCAAAUAGCCACCAUGCAGGUUCCCACAUCGUCUCUGAAUGAUGUGACAAAGAAUGAAUUGACAGUUUCUAGUGUUGAAGUAAUGCCAAUUGACCAGAACUCAUGACAUGCAUUUUAAUAAUAUUGUCUUGCUUUGCUAUAAUAUCAUUAAUGAAUAUAUGUGAAUGUAUAAAUUAAAUAUAUAUAUAUAUGUGUGUGUGUAAAUUGUGAAAUUUUAUCUAUUUAAGAUCUAGUGUAUAUUGAAAACUGCUGUCUGUCUCUGUGUAUAGAUAAUGGACAGCACAAAGUUAACUUGAAAGAACUUCUGAAAUGACAUAUUUUAAGGGUUCAGACACAAAUAACUAUAAAUCUUUAAAAAAAACACCCAGCAAGCCGCAGAUAUUAGCUUACAGUGCCACAUUUCUAAAAACAUUUUACUGUCUGGUGGUUAUAAAUAGGUCAUAAAUACAUUAAUGUCAGAUUUGCAGAAAUGUUUCAUCAAACAUUUUUAAAAAAUAAUAUAAAAAACACUAGAAAUUUCUAUCAACAUAAAAAUGGUUAGAAGAAAUAUAAGCAUUGAGAUCAGUCCCAAACCGAUUGCGCAUUAAGCGAGCGCUGUACCACUGGGCUACUUCCCACCCCUAAGCUUCUAUUAGUUCAGAAAACGUUUCUUAUUUUAAUAAAUGGAACCUUUCACUUCCAGUCUCCUGUUGCAUAGUGUUCAGAUUGUUACAGUACCAUAUAAAGUGGCAGAACAAAACACACUUUAAACUAAAUAUCAAUGUCUAAACCGGUGUUGCUGUUCUUGUAGAAAAUGUCUUGAAAUGUAGAUGAAACGUUAUAUUCACCAAACGUUUGAACUGUGUAAAAUCAAUGUUUGCUAUGUUGCUUUAAUGAUUAGUAUAAAUGUGCAAGAUAUUUGCAUUAACUAAGAAACCAAAGAAGUUGAAGAUACAAGAAAUAUUGGUGUUAAGCGAGCACACUUGCAUAAAAUGAUCUUGAGUUGGACACGUCUUUUGAAAAUGGCACAUUUUGCACCAUAUUUUUGAUGUAUCUAAAAGUUGAAAGGUGUUUGACUCGAAACCACUUUACCCUAAUAAUAAUCCAAUUGAUCUAGCUCUGGGUGAGAAAAAUAGUUCGCCAAAUUGUGUAUUAAACUUGAAAAAUUGCAGAAAUCAAGUUGUUUUCCAAAAAAAAAAUCAAUUAUUACAUUAAUUUUUUCCCCAAAUUAAAAUUCGCCAACUGCUUUCAAAAUUCGCUAGCCCUGAAGCUGCAUACCACUGUUACAUGAGGUAUGGCACUUUUAUUAAGCCCUUAAAGAGGUGCAAUUAUUUCAUUUCCCUUUGAUGUUCUAAUUACUGGGACCUGCUGUCAUUGUUCUAAAUGUGAAAUCAUGUGCAGGUGUAGAUAGAGCUAAGUUUGCAUUACAUCAUUCUUGAAUUCCAUAGUAUGAAAAAAGGAGUUCCCUAUGGGACGGACUAUAAGAUAUGACAGAAGGUGAUGAUACUAGUCAAACCAGUCAUUAGCCCCUGACCAUGCCACAGAUAUUUUAUUCCAGUACUGAUUGUUGUGAUCGCAUACAAUGAAUGAAGUUGCCAAAUAGGGUAAAUUAUUCAAAACAACCAUGUUGAGAAUAAAAUGUUCAACCAUG